AUUUGUGUUCGUUGUGUUCUUGAAUAUAUUCUGUCCCUAAGAAAAGUUAAGGCUGACUAUUUUGUGAGACAAAAUAGGCCGUACGGGUUUGAAAAACAUGAGUGAAAAAUCAGCCCCGUAACAGUUGGUAUCAGAGCCUAGUUGUUCCUGAUUCUCGAAGAUGGAGACCCCGAAGCGCAAUGAUCCUGAACAGUCGGAUGUACAGGAUGAUGAUAAGGAUAAUGCUGCUGACUUUAUUCGGCAUCUAAUUGGUGAAGAAUUAGUUGGAGUGAAUAAAAGGCUUCAUAGCCUUGGCAAGGCCAUGGAAGCGUGUCAGGCAGAGAACAAUUCCCUUAAGACGGAACUGUUGAUUUUGAAGCAGGCCGUGUCAGAAACGGCAAGGACAAAUAUGGAUGUCGCUCCUUCAAAGAUCAAAGUCCCGGAGCCUAAGCACUUUGAUGGGGCCAGGAAUGCUAAGGAAUUGGAGAAUUUCUUGUGGGACAUGGAAGAAUAUUUCAAGGCUGCCAAGAUCCCGGAAGGGGAGAAGGUUUUGAUUGCCCCGAUGUACUUGACGGGGGAUGCAAAACUUUGGUGGCGUGGCAGAGUCAUUGAUGAUGCAAACUCUGGCCGGAUGGGGAUUGAGUCAUGGGAUGGACUCAAGAAGGAAUUGAAGGCACGAUUCUUGCCCCACAACGUGUCGUGGAUGGCACGUGAGAAUCUAAAGAAGUUGAAGCAGACCGGAUCCUUGCGGGAAUACGUUAAAGAGUUUUCUUCGCUCAUGUUAGAUAUUCAGAAUAUGAGUGAGGAGGACAAACUCUUUAAUUUCAUGUCCGGAUUAAAAAAUUGGGCACAGGCCGAACUGAGAAGGUUAGCAGUGAAGGACUUGCCUACUGCCAUGGCCGAGGCGGAAAGUUUGGUGGACUUCAAGACAAUGGCGCCCCAAGGAAAGAAAGGGGACCAUCCUAAGAAGGAGGGGAAGGCUAAGUUUGAGGGGAAAACCAAGUUUAAGAAGAAGGGUGGCGAUGGCAAAGCACCUGCGGAAGGCGGGAAUAAGGAAAAAGCACAAGCCGGUGGGUGUUGGACGUGUGGUGGUGAUCACCUCCAACGCAACUGUCCCAAAGGUCCGAAGAUCAAUGCCAUGAUUGAGGAGGCGACUGGGGUAAGUAAUCCUGUUCCGGCUCGGUGUAGUCCUUUGCAGUUGCUGUCUGCCAGGAACGAAUCUGCCCAGAAUUUUGUGAAUCGUGGAUUGAUGUAUGUGUUGGUUGUGGUCAAUGGCGUGGAGUUGUUGGCAAUGAUUGACACGGGUGCUAGUCACAAUUUUGUGACUGAACGGUUGAUUGGACGGCUUCAACUUAAAUUGGAAGGGAAUUCAUCCAUGAUCAAGACCGUGAAUGCCGCAGCGAAGGAGGGGAAUGAAUUCCUAAUUAUGGCUAAGGCAGCCGUAUUCCCUUACCUUGGAGGGAUGAUGAUAAAUGAUGAGUGUUCGCCUUCAUUUGUGAAGGGACGCUAUGCUGAUCAGAAACAGGAACACAAAGGUUUGGCCUCAUGCUCAGCAAUGCAACUCAAGAGGGGAGUGCGUUUGGGCUACCAAACCUACCUUGCUGUUAUGAUGGAAAUAAAGGAAGGUGUCUUUCAAGAUGUUCCAGACAAAGUGGCGAAACUACUCGAAGAAUUCAGUGAUGUGAUGCCACCAGAAUUGUCGAAGAAGUUGCCUCCAAAGCGGGCAGUGGAUCACCGGAUUGAGUUAGAACCGGUUCACACCGAUGCAUCUGAUCGGGCUUUGGGAGGAGUUCUCGUGCAGGACAGCCAUCCCAUCGCCUUUGAAAGUAGGAAGCUUAAAGAUGCGAAAACCCGUUACAGUGCUCAUGAGAAGGAGAUGACUGCGAAGAAGUUGUCCCCUAAGCAAGCUCGAUGGAUGGAGUUCCUUGACGAGUUCGACUUUGAUUGGGUGCAUCGUCCGGGCAGGCACAAUUCUGUUGCGGAUGCCUUGAGUCGGAAGACCGUUGAAGAAUAUGUUGCUGCAAUGGUUAUGGUGCAAAGUAACAUGAUGGAUUUGAUUCGUGAUGUAGCCAAGAAGGACCCAAAAUACCAAAAGUUGGCUGAACAGGUAACCAGCGGGAUCGUGCGGAGAUACUGGCUGGAAGAUGACUUACUGUUUGGCAAAGGUGGCAGACUUUAUGUCCCAGAAGGUGACUUACGGGUGCAGUUGCUGAGGGAGACUCAUGACCCGCAAUGGGCUGGUCAUCCAGGUGUGGCUCGGAUGAUGGCAUUGCUGUCCAGGGACUAUGUCUGGCCAAAGAUGGAACAUGACGUAGAGGCAUAUGUGCGGACGUGCCUUGUAUGUCAACAAGAUAAAGUGGAGAAAGGGAAGGAGGCAGGUCUCUUGCAGCCGCUGCCUAUUCCAGAGAGACCGUGGCAGUCAGUGUCCAUGGAUUUUAUUUCAGGCUUUCCUAAAGUAAAUGGCAUGUCAACAAUCUUGGUGGUUGUUGAUCGUUUUUCCAAGUAUGGAGUGUUCAUAGCGGCUCCGGAUAGUUGCCCUGCUGAGAAGACGGCAGAUUUGUUUUACAGGAAUGUGGUGAAGUACUUUGGCCUUCCUGAAGACAUUUCCAGUGCCACUGGAAUGACGCCAUUUGAGUUGGCAAUUGGCUUCCAACCCCUUACCCCUCAUCAGAUUUCUGUAAGGGUUGGUGGAGCAUGUCCGGCUGCUGUACGCUUCGCGAAGAACAAACAAGACUUAAUUGAUGAGGCUCGUGAUAGUCUUGCAUUGGCCCAGACUCGGAUGAAGAGGCAGGCAGAUCAGCAAAGGCGGGAUGUUCAAUUCCAAGUUGGGGACUUAGUUAUGUUGAAACUAACUCCCCAGAUUUGGAAAAGGAUCAGCAGCAAAGCCGUUCAUCGCGGCUUGGUUUCGAAGUAUGAUGGUCCAUUUGAAGUUAUGCACAAAGUUGGAGAGGUGGCUUACCGUUUAAAACUACCUGAACGGUUGAAAGUUCACCCUACUUUUCAUGUCAGUUUUUUGAAGAGGUUUAAUAAGGAAGAGUUUGACGCUUCAAGGCAACAACUUAAGCGUGCUCCUCCAACAAUUCGGGAACAAUUUGACAAAGGCAUUGAAAAGAUUUGGGAGCAUAAAUCAAAGGACAAAGCAAGAAGAACCGACGGACGGAAUACCUUGUGCAAUGGGAAGGUGAUUCCAAAGAAGACUCAAGUUGGGUGCGAGAUGUGAAGUUGUGGCAAUUUGAAGACAAGAUCGAGGAGUAUUGGCGUGGUCGCAAUGCUGCCUCACAACCUCCGACGAGGACGUCGGACUCUCCUGGUGGGGGAGGUAUGUUAGACCCUUAAAAUCAGGAUGGUUUGGCAACGCCAAGAUGGCCUUGGCUUGGCGUUGGCCAGUGUUGAUCAAGGUCGGGUGCUGGCUGGGAU
This is a messenger RNA of Cuscuta campestris, 3396 nucleotides long. NCBI's taxonomy places the organism in Eukaryota, Viridiplantae, Streptophyta, Magnoliopsida, Solanales, Convolvulaceae. The record is from the annotation of a GenBank genome assembly.